Molecule: messenger RNA, 624 nt
Organism: Dalotia coriaria
Lineage: Eukaryota; Metazoa; Arthropoda; Insecta; Coleoptera; Staphylinidae
Gene: Muted
Product: biogenesis of lysosome-related organelles complex 1 subunit 5
Exons: 3
Coding region: 166-624 (152 amino acids)
Cellular component (GO): transport vesicle; BLOC-1 complex
Source: RefSeq, a predicted model, not a curated record
UUGUAAAUAAGUAAUUCUAUGUACAUGUCAGAAAAUAUGCCUGCAUACGUGUGCGCGCGUAUGUUUAGCGUGUAUGUAUAGUGGUCAUACAUAUGCUGCGCUAGCAAUACAUACGCAGCUAGCCCCACGUGAUUUAGUGCGAUAAAUCAACAAUGACACACAGAAAUGUCUGAACUGUUCAAAGGUAUUAAUUCAAUUUGGUUUCGAUUAUUCGACCAUCGGGGCUUUCUCAACGGUGAAAUACAGUAUCUACUCCGCGAGUUAGAACAAAAACGAAGUGAUAAAGAGGUACAGGAACUCUUCACAAUCUUAGAAAACAUCACAAACAUCAGAGAUACACAAAUUAAUCAUGCUAAACAACUGAUUGACUCACUGUAUCCACCAGCACGAGUUGACUUGGGGCAAGCUCUGCAAACUGCAAAAGCCAUUGAGGAUAUUGAAGCUAAGUACAAAGAAAAUACUGCAUUGGUUGAUAGCAGACAAAAACGUCAAUUGGAAUGGGAGCAGUUUAUUGAAGGAAUCAGUGAUAAUUGCCUACAAAUUGACAAGAAAUUUGAGCUGGAGGAAGAGAAACUGAAAGAUUUCUACAAAGAUCUACAACAAAAGUUACAACUGGAUAAAUAA